This is a messenger RNA of Gossypium arboreum, 1631 nucleotides long. Its product is annotated as cytochrome P450 71AU50-like. The transcript is spliced from 2 exons. Gene Ontology annotation, molecular function: oxidoreductase activity, acting on paired donors, with incorporation or reduction of molecular oxygen; heme binding; monooxygenase activity. The coding region runs from base 16 to 1317 and encodes 433 amino acids. The record is from RefSeq and is a predicted model, not a curated record. Lineage: Eukaryota; Viridiplantae; Streptophyta; Magnoliopsida; Malvales; Malvaceae.
AAGUAUGGUCCCAUCAUGCACUUACGCUUCGGCUUGAUGCCGGUGAUUGUGGUUUCCUCUCCCGAAGCCGCCGAGCUAUUCCUCAAGACGCAUGACCUUGUUUUCGCUAGCAGGCCCCCACAUGAUUGUUCCAAACAUAUUUCUUACAAUCAACAGAACUUGGUGUUCUCUCCCUACGGUCCGUAUUGGCGCAACAUGCGUAAGAUGUGCACUUUGGAAUUGCUUAGUAACCACAAAGUCAGUUCUUUUGGAUCCAUGAGGAUGGAAGAACUUCAUGGUUGUGUUCAAUAUAUUCGAGAGGUGGCUGCUACUGCUGGUGUUGUCAAUCUUAGUUCUAUGGUCUCGUCGUUUAGUACCGAGAUUUCGUGUAGGAUGAUCAUCGGAAAGAAGUAUGAUCGUAGCGAUUUUAGUGAAAAGGGGUUUGAAGUUAUGAUUCGAGAGGCUAUGCAGAUUGCAGCUACGUUUAACUUAGCUGAUUAUAUUCCUCAAAUUAGAGCACUUGAUCUCCAGGGACUAACAAAGCGUAUGAAAAUUAUUGCCAAAGAUUCUGAUGACUUCUUCGAGAAGAUAAUCGACGAGCAUGUUCGAUCUAAAGAUGAAAACAGAGUCAAGGACUUUGUUGAUGUCAUGUUGGGAUUCAUGGGAUCUGAAGAAACCAAUGAGUACCGCGUCGAGCGAGACACGAUCAAAGCAAUUAUCUUGGACAUGCUUGCAGGUUCAAUGGAUACUUCAGCAGUUGCGAUCGAUUGGACACUGACUGAACUCAUCAGACAUCCACAAGUGAUGAAGAAAGUCCAAAAGGAACUCGAAAACGUGGUAGGCAUGGAAAGGAUGGUCACGGAAUCGGACCUGGAGAAAUUGGAAUACUUAGACAUGGUUGUAAAAGAAAGCUUUAGGCUACAUCCAGUUGGACCGUUGUUGACCCCACAUGCAGCCAGGGAAGAUUGCACCGUGGAUGGCUUUCACAUACCGAAAAACUCACGCAUCUUCAUAAACGCAUGGGCCAUAGGUCGGGAUGAAAGGGUUUGGACUUAUGCAGAAAGGUUUUAUCCGGAGAGAUUCAUUGGAAGCGACAUCGAUCUUCGCGGAUGCAACUUCGAGCUAAUUCCGUUCGGUGCCGGUCGCAGAGGCUGUCCCGGAAUGCAAUUAGGUCUCACCGUGGUUCGGCUUGUGGUGGCACAAUUGGUUCAUUGCUUUAAUUGGAAGCUUCCUAAUGGUAUGUUGGGAAUUGAGUUGGAUAUGAGUGAAGAUUUUGGACUUGUUUGUCCUAGAGCCAACCAUCUUCUUGCUAUACCAACAUGGCGCCUAAAGGAUUAAACAUACAAAAUCCAGAUUUACCUUCCGUUUAAAAUAUCAUAUUUAGGCCUCCUUUAGAUGGAUAGUAGAAAUAAGUGAGAUCCAUUUUGCCUUGCGUAUUUAUUUCAUAACUGCAUUGUAACAUUGUAUUUAGAUGAUGUUUAGCGAAUUACGUUUCAACAAUUGAAGUUGGCUUUUUCAAUGGGGUUAAAAACUCUUAUGGGUGCACUACCAUAUAAAAGCACCAAGUCAACCUUUUUCGAGGAUUGAUAUGUAAUUUUCCCUUUUAACUUGUUCAAAAGUUGUUAAUUGGUAUUUGAAUUUUUUUUAUAAAA